GAUGUGGAAUCGGGACCCUGCCGCUGCGCGAGCCCGGGGAUUGGUUCUGGAGCGUCGCGUGCAGGCCGUGCACUGGCACUGGGAGUCUCUCAGCAGCUGGGCACCAUCCACCUGGAAAUGUGAAAGCAGAAGUCUUUCUCUGCUCUAAAUGUGGGAAAAGAUUUCAGACAUCGGGAUAACUGGAGAAAACACAGAGGCAACAGCGGUGGUUCCAUCUCACCAACUGCAGAGAGGCCUGAGGCCAGUUACAGCCUGAAAACUCAUCCCACUGUUCCCCAACACAGCAGAAUCCAUCCACGUGUUCCCUGUGUGGAGAAUUAACCAGGAGAGAGUCAAGGAUCCCCACGCCAUGGAGAAACUGUGGAAAUGUAUGGACUGUGGGAAAGGAUUCAAAUGCCCAUCCGAUUUGGAAAUUCAUCGCCGCAGUCACACUGGGGAGAGGCCGUUCACUUGUCCCGAGUGUGGGAAGGGAUUCACACGGUCAUCACACCUGCUGACACAUCAGCGUGUUCACACCGACAGGAGACCUUUUAAAUGUCCAGACUGCGGGAAGGUCUAUAAAAGUUCCAGGGAACUGACGCUUCACCAACACGUUCACUCUGACGAAAGACCCUUUGUGUGCUCUCAUUGUGAGACAGGGUUCAAGCGAUUAGCUGACCUCACUGUCCACCAGCGAGUUCACACCGGGGAGAGACCGUUCUCCUGCCCGGUGUGUGGGAAGAGAUUUACCACAUCGUCCAGCCUGCGGAUACACCGGCGACUUCACUCUGCAAACCGACCCUUCACCUGCCCUGAGUGUGGAAAGGGAUUCACCAACUCGACUGAGCUGCUGAUACACCAGAGGCUUCACACCGGGGAGAGACCGUUCUCCUGUCCCGAGUGCGGGAAAGGGUUUGCUCAGUCAUCCAUCCUGAUAAAGCACCAGCUCGUUCACACUGAGGAGAGGCCUUUCAAGUGUCCAAAGUGCAGGAAAUGCUACAAAAGUUCUGCUGAACUGAUGGUCCACCAGCGUGUUCACUCUGACGAGAGACCGUUCUCAUGCUCUCACUGCGGCACUGGCUUCAAGCGAGCGUCUGACCUCACUGUCCACCAGCGGGUUCACACCGGGGAGAGGCCGUUCUCCUGCCCGGAGUGCGGGAAGAGGUUUACUACUUCAUCUAACCUGCUGACGCACCAGCGGCUCCACUCUGUCAACAGACCAUUCACCUGCUCCGAGUGUGAAAAGGGAUUCACUAAUUCAUCUGCCCUGCGCAUGCACCGGCGCGUUCACACUGGAGAGAGGCCGUUCACCUGCUCUGAAUGUGGGAAAGGAUUCACUCAGUCAGCCACCCUGCUCAGACACCAGCGGGUUCACAUCGAUGAGAGGGAUUCUGAUUGAGAUGUUAAAGGUUAUUAAAGGGUUGGACACUCUGGAGGCAGGAAGCAUGUUUCUGCUGGUGGGUGAGCCCAGAAUCAGAGGACACAGUUUAAAAAUAAGGGGUGGGCCAUUUAGAACAGAGUUGAGGAGAAACUUCUUCACCCAGAGAGUGGUGGGUGUAUGGAAUGGUCUGCCCCAGAGGGCAGUGCAGGUCAAGUUGCUGGAUAUGGAUAGAGCUGUUAAUGAUAGUGGAAUCUAGGGUUAUGGGGAUAAGGCAGGAACAGGAUACUGGUUGUGGAUGAUCAGCCAGGAUCAUAAUGAAUGGUGGCGCUGGCUCGAAGGGCCUCCUCCUGCACCUAUUGACAAGAGGCUGUUUACCCGGUCGGACAGUGGAAACAGAUGCUCUCUGUCAUCCCAUUGCUGAGUCAGCAGCAAGUUCACAAAAGACUGGAGUGACUGGAGUGUUCUGUACACCAUAGGCAGGUCUGAGUUAUCGGCAGAGGUUGGACAAGCUCAGACCUUUCCCUUAGGAGCAUAGGAGACUCAGGGGGGUGCUUAUUGAGGUGUAUCAGACCAUGAGAGGCCUGGAUAGGGUAAAUGCACUCAGUCCUUUUCCCCAGGGUUGGGGAAUUGAGGAUUAGAGGACAUCAGUUUAAGGUUAGAGGGGAAAAAAUACAAGGGAACCUGCAGUUUUUACACAGAGGGUGGUACACGUAUGGAAUGAGCUGCUAGCGGAAGUGGUUGAGGCAGGUACCUUAACAACAUUUAAAAGACAUUUGGACAAAUACGAGGAGAGGAAAGGUUUAGAAUGAUAUGGGCCAUUUGCAGGGAAAUGGGGUCAGUACGGACCAGUUUGGGUCAAAGGGUCAGUCUCCAGACUGUAGGAUUCUGCGACGAGGCCAUUUUCCCUUUUGGCUUCUUUCUGCUGAUAUUAAUAAACUUCAGCCCAAUUUUAGGGGCUAAUGUUCUGGCUGGAAAACCACUACCUCAGCUUUGUGUUCAAUGCAGCGCGUUGAGCCUCAUCUCCUCCAAGCUCACCUUCAACAACAAAUGCAAUCGGCAGGCUGAGAUUGAGACAAUCCGAUCAGCUGGCCCUGCUGCUUCCCUCCCGGGUACAACACGUUUGCCUGAGUGGGGAAGGAAGUAGGGAUGUAAUCACUGCUGGGAGCAGUCAGCUUACAGAGACAGAUACUCAAAAGACAAGCCGUCCCCGUUCGCUGCAAACAGGGAAUACAACCCAGGUGCCUUGUUUCUUCUCUUCUUGUGUAACGGUUAGUGCUUUUAACUGUUUGAACUGUUUCCAACGUGUGAUACUCCCACAAUGACCAACGACUCGAACACAACACUGCGGGGGAAGCAGAAACACUCCCUGAGCCUUUACUAUGAUCCAGGAUGGUGGAAAGCAGGAAUAUAUUUCUGAAUGUGAGUUUCUGUUUUCCUGUGUUGUUUCUCUCACUGUGUGCCCCUCUGACAGGCUUUUCCUGACUGGCCAUGACUAACCUGAUACACAGCUGGGCUUUACACAGGACAGGGGCUGCUUGGUCAAAAUCCCAGACCAUCCCGGCAGUGUGACUGGUGAGAGCAGACAGAGUGCCACAGAGGCCUGUGGGAUGUUUAUACUGAGCUGAAACUCACCAGAUGCUCACAGGGAGAAACGAUCCGUGAAAUUCAGAGAAAGUUUGCUGUAAAACUGAGCCUGUGUUUUUCCUUAUUAUGGGUGAGUCCGGAAUUCGAGGGCACCGUUUUCGAAUUAGGAGUUGCCUUUUCAGGAUAAAGGGAGAGGAAAAGGGAUUAUUUUAUUUUUGUCUCAGAUGGUUGGACGACUUUGACACUCUGUAUCACAGAAGGAGGUGGAGACGCAAGCUGGGAGUAUUUUUUAGGCACAGGUAGUUUUUUUUUUGGUUGGCAGUGGGAUCAAAGUUAAUCGGGAUUGGGUGGAAAUGUGGGAAUUGGAGCUCAAGUGGAGUCAAAAAGCAGAGUGACCUGUAUCUUCUGAGAAGUAUCUGUAUUUUAUAAGUACCUGUAUCUUCUAAUGAGAACAUUUUGUCUGGAUGUAUCACUCCCUGGUAUGGUAACGGUACCAUUCAAGAUCAGAGACGGUUACAGAGUGUGGUGAUCUUGGCCUGGACAAUCACAAAACCCAAUCUCCCAUCUCCCAGGCCCGCUGUCAAGGAAAGGCCACCAACAUUCUCAAAGAUCCAUCCCACCCUGGCAAUGUUUUCCUCUACCAUCGGGGAGAAGGAACAGGAGCCUGAACACACGCAUCAGCCAGUUUCAAAACAGUUUCUACUCUCCUGUCGUUAGAAUGAUGAAUGGACUCUCAAACUCUUAACAUUCACCUGUCCCUGUGUUUUUGUUUUUGCUGCUGUUUACCUGUUAUUUACUGUCUGCUACUUAACUCUGUGAUCUGCCUGUAUUGCU
This is a messenger RNA of Hemiscyllium ocellatum (epaulette shark), 3778 nucleotides long. Its product is annotated as zinc finger protein 229-like. The transcript is spliced from 2 exons. The record is from RefSeq and is a predicted model, not a curated record. The coding region runs from base 350 to 1378 and encodes 342 amino acids. Lineage: Eukaryota; Metazoa; Chordata; Chondrichthyes; Orectolobiformes; Hemiscylliidae.